Aspergillus sclerotioniger CBS 115572 is the source of this 6460-nucleotide messenger RNA. It is a transcript of the gene sidD, whose product is annotated as nonribosomal peptide synthase SidD. The record is from RefSeq and is a predicted model, not a curated record. The transcript has 3 exons. Gene Ontology annotation, cellular component: cytoplasm. Gene Ontology annotation, molecular function: phosphopantetheine binding; catalytic activity. Lineage: Eukaryota; Fungi; Ascomycota; Eurotiomycetes; Eurotiales; Aspergillaceae. Bases 38 to 6460 code for a protein of 2140 amino acids. Gene Ontology annotation, biological process: secondary metabolite biosynthetic process; amino acid activation for nonribosomal peptide biosynthetic process.
CCCCCUCCUCCCUCUAACCCAGCUGGACUGCCACGGAAUGGGCAACACGCAAACACAGAAUCAACGGGGUCAGGAUUCACUCGACAUGGCGGAUGUUAGGUCAUUUGAGGCCGCUGGUUUGGCGGCUGCCACUGCCUCCGGCAUGAAAGAGGAGCUUCUGCUGGUAUCUUGGCUGAUUGUGCUUUUGCGUACACGAGAAGAUGGCCAGGCCACGUAUGAAUGGUCGUACAAGGGCCAGAACACAGUAAACAAGUGUGUGUCGACGGAGAUGAUGACAGACUUGCGCAGUACAGUGGGGCAGACUGCUGAAGCGAUUGCCCGCAAUAUCGCACCCCUCCAGGAGACAGCCACCUCGGCGCUUGUUCUCAGCACGGGCGCUAUCUCGCAAUCAUCCGAGGAACCUAAAGAUGAGGGUACUCUUCACCUCGAAACACAAUACAAUGACGGCCGUCUCGAGAUCCGACCGGUCUGGCAGUCCGAAACCAUGCUCCCUUAUACCGCAACGCGACACAUCAACAGCCUCAUCGACACCGUGCAAAUCGUCCUUUCCAACCCCGAUGCCUCCAUCGAGGACUGCCUCCGCCCGACUACGAGCGACUUGACCGACUUAUGGUCGUGGAAUCACGAACUCCCCCCAUCCUACGAUUUCGGUAUGCACAAAGAAAUCUCCAGACAAGCCCGCAAAACUCCGGGCAAGGUGGCUAUCGACUCGUGGGACGGCAGUCUGACAUACGGCGAGAUCGAGCGAUAUUCUACGUUUGUUGCGACCACACUCAAGGAGAUGGGCGCGGAGCCACAAGAUUUUAUCCCAGUGUGUUUUGAGAAAUCGAGGUGGACGAUCGUUGCCGUCCUGGCGGUUAUGAAGGCGGGAUGCACAUUUGCGAUGAUGGACCCCACACUUCCACUCGCCCGUCUGCAGAAUAUGGCGACACAAAUCAAUGCGAGAAUAAUGGUGUCUUCUAGCAUGCAGCGGGAACUGUCAAAAGAGAUCAUUCCCGGCGGAAAGUUCUUCGUCGUGGAAGAGGACGCGUUCACAGAUGUCCCCCAGCUGGAGGACCUGCCCACGUUACCAACCGUACCUGCAUCCACCAUCAUGUACUUGAUCUUCACCUCCGGAAGCACGGGCACGCCCAAAGGUGUCAAGGUCUCCCAUGGAAGCUACACGAGCAGUGCCUUCCCACGAGCCAAAGCCGUGGGGUACAAUGAGGAGUCACGGGUCCUUGACUUUGCGUCGUACGCCUUCGACGUCAGCAUCGAUAGUAUGCUGCUGACGUUGGGCAAUAACGGGUGUCUGUGCAUUCCCUCCGACGAGGACCGACUGAACGACAUCAACGGAGUCAUCCGCAACAUGCGGGUGAACUAUGCUGGCAUAACCCCCUCCGUGGCCCGGAUCCUGGAGUCGGAUGUUAUUUCGUCGCUCAGUGCCCUCGGACUCGGAGGAGAGGCGGCCUCGGCCAGAGACGUAAACCUCUGGGGUCAAGAUACGCGCAUUAUCAUCGGCUACGGUCCCUGUGAGUGCACGAUCGGAUGCACGGUGAACAGCAGCGCGGCCACAGGCAGAGACUACAUCUCCAUCGGACCCGGCAAUGGUGCCGUCAUCUGGAUUGUCAACCCCAAUGACCACGAGGAGUUGAUGCCAGUGGGUGCCGUCGGUGAGCUGCUUGUCGAGGGACCGAUUGUCGGACAGGGCUAUUUGAACGACCCCGAAAAGACCGCCGCUGCGUUUAUCGAAGAUCCGAAGUGGCUGGUUGCGGGCCACAAGGACUACGCUGGUCGUCGGGGCCGUCUGUACAAGACGGGAGAUCUUGGAAAGUAUGAUCCGGACGGGUCGGCAGGCAUUCUUUUCGCUGGACGAAAGGAUACCCAGGUUAAGCUGCGCGGACAGCGUGUCGAGCUCGGCGAGAUCGAGAGUCAGCUCAAGGCCAGACUGCCAUCGGAAGCCACCGUCAUUGCCGAGGUGAUUGUUCCUCAAGGAUCAGGGAACCAAGCUACGCUUGUGGCCUUCAUCUCAUCCCAGGCUACCAAAGGAGUUGAUACCACAGAGCUCAGCUCAGUCGAGCUCCCUGAAGAGCUUAGCAAGACCUUGUCCGAAGCCGACGCAGAGGUGAAAAAGGUCUUGCCGCGAUACAUGGUGCCCACUGCCUACAUCCCCGUCAGUCACAUUCCGGUCUUAAUUUCCGGCAAGACGGAUCGCCGACGCCUGCGGCAGUUUGGAACCUCCGUGGACCUGCGCGAGCUGGAUCAGGGUGCCGCAAGCACCGCUGGUCGAGAGUUGACCGACCUGGAGCAACGUCUGCGGCAAGCCUGGAGCCAGACCUUGAAGCUCGAGGCAGAAAAAAUCCGUCCAGACGACAAUUUCUUCGCCCUUGGUGGAGACUCGUUGGCUGCCAUGAGACUGGCGUCUGUUUGUCGGGCACAAGGGCUGGAUCUUUCGGUUGCUAACACGUUUGGUCACCCCACACUCUCCGCGAUGGCUAGCGUUGUCCUCAUCUGCGAUGUCGAGACUCAGACCGAGACACCAGCAUUCUCUUUAAUCUCUCAAGCUGCCGAAAGCGCCUGCCAGGAAGCAGCACAGGUGUACGGUUUUGAUCAAGCGGCAAUUGAAGACAUCUACCCCUGCACACCGACUCAAGAGUCUCUUUUCACCUUCUCGCUCAAGUCGGUCAAGGCAUACGUCGCUCAGAGAUUGGCCUGCAUUCCGGCAGACGUCGAUCUCGAUGCAUGGAAGCAUGCAUGGGAGGAGGUUGUUGCCGCCAUUCCCAUCCUGCGCACCCGCGUGGCCCAGCUCCAAGAGCCUGGCCUUCAACAAGUUGUCUUAAAGGACAGCAUUUCGUGGAAGCACUCGACGGAUCUCGCCCAGUAUCUCGAGGAAGACCGGAACGAGAAGAUGAACCUUGGAGAAAGACUAGCCCGCUACGCCAUAAUCGACCAUCCCGCUGAUGGCAAGCGAUACAUGGUCUGGACAGUCCACCACGUCCUCUACGACGGAUGGUCCGAGCCGAUCAUUCUGAAAAAGGUUAGCGAGGUCUUGCAGAAUCAGAAGCCCGAGGUGCAGGCCCAGAUGAGGGAUUUCGUCAAGUAUGUGCGCGACACCGACGAGGCCGCCAUGGAAGAAUUCUGGCGCCGCGAGCUGAAAGGAGCUGUCGGGCCCCAGUUCCCUCGCCUGCCUUCAAGAGAUUAUCUGCCCAUUCCAGAUGGCAUGAUUGAGCGUCAGAUUCCUCUGGAAACCAGUGCGGGAUCCCCAUUCACCAUGGCCACUUUGAUUCGAGCUGCAUGGGCGCUCGUUGCGUCGCAGUACACUGGAAAUGAUGACGUCGUCUUCGGUGAGACACUAACCGGACGAGAUAUCUCGUUGGCUGGCGUUGAGAGCAUUGUCGGUCCAUUGAUUGCCACAGUCCCCAUCCGCAUCCACAUCAACCGAGCGAGCACCGUUGAGUCCUACCUCCAGACCGUGCAGCAAGGAAUCCUGUCCCGAACCCCGUACCAGCACAUGGGCAUGCAGAACAUCCGAAAGGUCAGCCAUGAUGCCCAGCAUGCGUGUGAAGCACCUACUGGAUUGGUUGUCCAGCCCGAGCCCGAAUACGUGGGAAGUGAGCUCGGCUUUGAGCUGGGCGACGUUGUUCGUGAGGCACUCCACUUCAACCCAUACCCCUUGAUGCUGGGCUGUGGGAUCCGCAAGGGCGGCUUCCGGAUCUGUGCCAGCUUUGACAGCGCCUUAGUCGAGGUAUCGCAGAUGGAACGGAUUCUUGCGCAGAUCGAAGCAGCCUGCACGCAGCUGAGCAAGAAUCUUUCUCGGAGUAUCGACGAGAUCUCUUGCCUUCCUGCGGCUGAAUUGAACCAGAUCUGGAAGUGGAACCAAACUCCCCCGUUGUCCUUGGACGUUACAUCCAAGAGGCUUCGCGCAGAGGAAAGCAUCAAGGAAGGGUCCGCUUAUCCUCAGGCAGUGGUUCCUUGGGUCUGCGAUGCGCGCAACCCGUCGCUCUUGUCGCCAAUUGGCUGCGUUGGUGAACUCUGGCUUGAAGGAGCCAUUCUCACCGGGGAGACCGUGCAAUCCCCCGCCUGGCUUGUGGCAGGAAGCUCCGAGCAUGCUGGUCGAGCCGGGCGAGUGCAGGCCACUGGUGACCUUGUUCAGCUGCGGGAGGAUAACAGCCUGAUCUUUGUGGGACGCAAGGAGAAUGUCAUGUCAGUGCAGGGACAUGCGGUGAAUAUCGCCGAGGUCGAAGCCCAGUUCACCAGAAAUCUGCCGUCGACGGUGCGCGCCGCAGCUGCCGUGUCUCAGCCAUCGGAUGCAGAGCCCGAGCUAGUCGUCUUUAUCGAGGAACCACCUUCCAACCAAGACAGCCUUGAGCUCAUGCCGACGGAGCAUGAGGUCCGUUGCAACAUAGACUCGCAGACCUUUGAGGCGACCAUCCGUGCCACAAUCGCCGUCGAUUUGGCGGUGGCCCUGAAGAAGCUCGACAAGUUUAUUCACGACUCUCUCCCCUCCUACAUGGCCCCGUUUGCGUAUAUUGUCGUCGACCGGAUCCCCAACCACAACGCUCUCAACCAGCUUGCCUCGAGCAUCCACCGAGACCUCCUCGUCCAGCUGCGCGAUGCCUCCAAGCAGGCAUUAGCCAAGGCAUCGGCGCAGACGAACUUGACGCCCUCCGAGGCUAUUCUGCGUUCCGCCUGGGCCGCUAUCCUCAAGCUCAACCCCGAGCAGAUCGAUGUCGACGACAACUUCUUCCGCCUCGGUGGCGACUCCGUCCUCGCCAUGAAGCUCGUCUCGAGUCUCCGCGCCCAGGGACACGGCUUGACCGUGGCCGACAUCUUCCAGCGCAUGCGUCUCGGGGAUGCUGCCAAGGUUCUGCGCGUGAACGUCAUCUCCAAGGAAGAAAAGGCUCAGCCUUACCGUGCUUUCUCCACACUCGGCCAGAUUGACAACAUCGAAGCGUUCCUGUCCGAGAAAAUUCGUCCCAAGCUGGCUAAUCCCCAAUGGUCAAUCCGUGAUGUCCUCCCAGUCACCGACUCCCAAGCCCUCGACGUCCGCGCCACUGUUCAGCCUCCGCGCACCUCCAUCCAGUACACGAUGCUGUACAUGGACAAGGACAUUGACCGGGUGCGACUGCUCCGUGCCUGCCACGAGCUCGUCCAGGCGCACGACAUCCUGCGCACUGUCUUCAUCCCCCAAGAAUCCAGUUUCUCGCAAGUCGUGAUUGACAAGCUCGAGGCCCCCGUGGCCAUGCAUCAAGCUAUCACCUCCAACCUCGAAGAAGAGGUGGCCUCCAUCUGCAAGACUCACACCGAAUCCGCCUUCCAGCUGGGAUCACCCUUUACACAGUUCCUCCACGUCGAAGACCCCACAACGAGUCAAUCAUGCCUAAUCAUCGGCCUCUCUCACGCCCAAUAUGACGGCGUCUCCCUGCCUCUCCUCCUCCGCGACCUCGAAAUCCUCUACAUUGGCACCUCCGCUAUCCCCACCCCCAAUCCCUUCUCGGCCUACAUCUCCCACACCCUCUCCCCAGCGCCCCAAACCAAAGCCCUCACCUACUGGCGCACUCUCCUCCAGGACUCCACCCUCACCACCUUCGCCGGCUCAGCCAUCCAACCCGGCGACAAAUCCAUCUUCCACACCAAGCCCAUCUCCACGCCCUUCCCCUUCAACCUGGAAGAAAUCACCACCGCCACCCUCCUCACCUCCGCCUGGGCCCUCCUCCUCGCCCGCCGUCUCCACACCGACGACAUCACCUUCGGCGCCGUCACUUCCGGCCGCACCCUCUCUUCCCUCCCGGAUGUCGACUCCAUCAUGGGCCCCUGCUACCAGCUCACACCGACGCGGGUCCGCUUCCAACCCACCUGGCAUGCCAUGGACCUGCUCCGGUACGUGCAGAACCAGAGCGCCGAGUCGGCGGAGUAUGAUUUCCUGGGCUUCGACAAGAUCGCGGCUGCCUGUGGAUGGGAAGGAUACUUUGAUUCGGUGGUACACCAUCAGGAUUGGCAUGACUUUGACACCAUGCCGUUUGCGGGUGGAGAAUGUAAGGUUGAUAUUCUGAAUCCCGAUGGAGAUGCGGCAUAUCCGAUGAAAGUAGUUUCGUUUGUGAAGGAGGGAGUGAUGCAUGUUGGUGUGGUGGGAAGUGAACGGGAUGUAAGCUUUGUGGAUGAGACGUUGGACCAGUUGGCGAAGGUUGUGGAGGCGUUGUCUUCUUUCCCGGGACUCGUGAUGCAAACCCCCGAGAUCAACUUCUUCCAUUCCGUAGACGCGAGGUUCGGAAAGUCGAGGUGCAUCAUUCUCCCGCUUGACAUGCGAAGUACGGUCAAGCUGGACCUCGUUAUCCACACUUGUCAAACUAGGCAUGUUUUCGUCGCCGUCCUCCUCUAUAUCGAACUUCGGCGUCGAGCUGAGACCGACACCUGCUACCCACCUUCGAAUUCUGGGCAGAAGGCUAUCCUUUUUCCUGUCAUUGACUUUGAGUUCUGUUAG